GAAUUAGCACACUCCAUAAAAGAAGGCAGUUAGCUAAUGUCCAUUGACAUAUUCCCCUGCUAUGUUAGAAAAAGAAAACAGAGAAAAUGAGAUGCAGAGCUUCAAGAAUCGUCGAUAAUUUAUUUACACCCACAUCAACAGGUACAGUAAUCAUGCAAAACAUAAGUUUUGUGUAUGCUGAUAAUUCUCCUGAUCAGAGGAGACAACUAUGGGAUGAAUUAGUUGCUCUAAGCAGGGUGCUGCCUGAAGUGCCUUGGAUUCUGAGAGGUGACUUUAAUGAAGUUAGAUAUCUGCAGGAGAGGUCUGAUUGCAUCCAAAACAUGCAGUUCUCCAAGGACUCUGAGUUCUUUAAUGACAAGUUGAAUGAUGCUGAACUUUCUGAUAUUCCUGCUUUUGGACCUAAAUUUACAUGGUCAAACAAGAGAAUAGAAGGACUCAUUGUUAAAAAGCUUGACAGGGAUCUGCAAGGAAGCGUUCAACAGGAGACUUCAAAAUUACACGCUAUCCAAAUUGAUUUGCUAGCUAAUCCUCAUGAAGAUUUGGUUUUGGGGGAACAGGAACAGGGUAGGAGGGUGGCAGAGCUAUCACUUGCUGAAGAAGCCUUUCUGAAACAAAAAUCUAAAGUGCAUUGGCUACAGGUUGGAGACCAAAAUACUACUUACUUUCAUAAAGUAAUGAAAGUUCGACAAAGUAAGAACCUGAUAAAAGAAUUGCAUACUGAAGAUGAUAAAAUACUUACUGAGCAUGAGGAUAUUGCAAAUGAAGCUAUUGGUUUUUACCAAGCUCUCCUAGGGAGUGAGGAUCCGUAUUGCACUGGGGGGGAUCUUGAUCAGUUGAAAGCUCUGUUUGACUUCCAACUAUCUGAAGCAACUCGAGAAGCACUAAUUCAGCCAGUUACAGCAGAAGAAUGCAAAUUAGUUCUUUUCAGUAGCCCAAAUAACAAGAGCCCUGGACCAGAUGGGUAUACUGUUGAGUUCUAUAAAAGUGCUUGGAGCAUUGUUGGAGACUUGGUUACAAAAGCAGUACAAGAAUUCUUCUCAACAGGGAAGCUCCUUAAAGAGAUUAAGGCCUGUAUCACCUCCCCUAUGUUCUCAAUUGCUCUAAAUGGAAAUUUAGAAGGCUAUUUUCCUGGUAAGAAAGGGAUAAGGCAGGGCGAUCCUUUAUCACCAUACCUUUUUGACCUUUUUGUCAUUUGUAUGGAGGUUUUAUCAUGGAUGCUCAACAAAGUUGCCAAGGAGGGAAUGCUACCUUUCCAUCCCAAAUGCAGUAAUGUUGGACUAACUCAUCUAUGCUUUGCAGAUGGUUUACUAGUGUUCACAGAUGGUUCAGCAAGAGCAAUAGGCUCUAUAUGGGUUGCAUGGGUGCAAACAUAUUUGUUAAAAGAAAAGAGUUUCUGGUCAGUAGGAAUUCCAGUAGACACUACUUGUAGUUGGAGAAAAAUCCUAAAACUUAGAACAUAUGCUAGACCUCUCGUGAAGCAUAUAGUAGGUAAAGGUGACACUAUUUUUCUCUGGUCUGAUUCUUGGCAUCCCAAGGGACGUCUUAUUGAAGUAUAUGGGCAGAAAAUUAUACAGGAUGCAACCAUUCCCUCUCAAGCAAAACUGUCUCAUGUAAUCCAUGGGGAUUAUUGGAAAUGGCCUCCUGCUAGGUCCCCUGAACUGCUGCAGAUUCAAAUUGCUUUGUGUAGAACAUUCUAUCCUAAUCAGGCUGUGGAGGAUCAAGUUGUUUGGUUGGCUUCUCCAUCAGGUUCUUUUCAAACAGGUGCUACUUGGAACUUCCUUAGAGAAAAAAGAUCUAAGGCACCCUGGUUCAGACUCAUUUGGUACUCAAAUUCUAUUCCCAGAAAUAGUUUUAUUGCUUGGCUGGCUAUAUUAGAUAGACUCUCUACCAGGUCUAGACAGAAAAAUUGGUCUUCUUCCAUUGAUGACACUUGUGUGCUGUGUGGGAAUGCAAGUGAAACUAGGAAGCAUCUCCUCUUCUCCUGUCCCUACACUACUCAUAUUAGGGAAAAGAUUUCUUCUAUGCUGGAAAUCACAUUAAACUGUGUUUGGCAAGAUGCUUUGGAUUGGUUGUGUAAGAGAAUUAAACAUAAGGCUUUAUACAGCUCUCUUCUUAAAUUAGCUUGGGGUGCAUCAAUAUAUCAUAUCUGGAUUGAAAGAAACAGAAGGAUACAUAGACAGCUAUACAGAUCUCCUUCUGCAAUAAUUGAUAUGAUUCAAAUGGAUGUCCGAGACAGAGUACUAGGGUCUGUAAAGGAAAGGUCUUCUCCCAUGUCAAGGAGAAUUGCAGCUCAAUGGGGAUUAGAAAUUUUAUGUACAGCUAAGGUUUGAACAUACAGUAGUUUAGGAGUUGUUUCAUUCUUUGUACUGACAUUAGUAGCAGCCUUAACCAAAAGAGCUGCUUUAUAUAAAUUUUGGUGAUUUUGGUAAUAAAUUCACAUUUUACCC
This is a messenger RNA of Rubroshorea leprosula, 2447 nucleotides long. The record is from the annotation of a GenBank genome assembly. Lineage: Eukaryota; Viridiplantae; Streptophyta; Magnoliopsida; Malvales; Dipterocarpaceae.